Ctenocephalides felis (cat flea) is the source of this 1670-nucleotide messenger RNA. RefSeq names its product protein alan shepard-like. The coding region runs from base 5 to 1384 and encodes 459 amino acids. The transcript has 9 exons. Gene Ontology annotation, molecular function: poly(A) binding; poly(U) RNA binding; mRNA 3'-UTR binding. The record is from RefSeq and is a predicted model, not a curated record. Gene Ontology annotation, cellular component: ribonucleoprotein complex; nucleus; cytosol. NCBI's taxonomy places the organism in Eukaryota, Metazoa, Arthropoda, Insecta, Siphonaptera, Pulicidae.
CGCCAUGGACGCGCAACCGCCGCUCCUCCUUAUGGCAGCAGCUGCUGCUCCUGCAGCCACAGCCGCUCCACCGCAGCCGUACCGAUACACCGCCGCUAUGCCGCACCAUUACGCCGCACCUUAUACUGGACAAACGCCGUUCGGGCAACGUGUGCCCACGGCCGCGUCGCCUAGUAACACGAAUUCGAGCAGCUCAUCGAACACGGGCAGCCAGAGCGGGACUCUCAGCACAAGCCUGAGUAACAAUUUAGGGGCCUCACAGCCACAAGAAACGCUUUCUAAGACUAAUUUGUAUAUAAGAGGACUGGCACAGAAUACCAGCGAUAAGGACCUGGUGAACCUUUGCACGCAAUAUGGCACGAUCACAUCCACAAAGGCUAUCCUGGACAAAAAUACUAAUAAAUGUAAAGGUUACGGCUUCGUGGACUUUGAGUUACCUCAAUCUGCCGAAAAUGCCGUAAAGGGCCUGCAAGCCAAAGGAAUUCAGGCGCAGAUGGCCAAAGUGGGUAUCUGGCUGCUGCCUAGAGCCACUGUACGUUGCAUGCAACAACAAGAACAAGAUCCGACCAAUCUCUACAUUGCGAAUUUGCCUGUCAACUACAAGGAGACCGAUGUCGAUAGCAUGCUUAAUAAAUAUGGACAAGUGAUAAGCACCCGAAUUCUUAGAGACACCCAAGGACAAUCCAAGGGGGUCGGAUUUGCGAGGAUGGAGAGCAAGGAGAAAUGCGAGAUGAUCAUCAGCGCCUUCAACGGAAUUCAAUUGCAAGGUGCUAAAGAUCCAUUGUUAGUCAAAUUUGCAGACGGCGGUAACAAGAAAAAGAAUAUGUAUAAAAGUCCUGAUCCAAGAAGCCAAAUGUGGAGGACAGACGUUCCUGAUGUUAGCUAUACAUCACAUCCCGAGUUUUUGUCUCAGCCAGGAAUGGCAGUAGGCUACGAACCUGCUCUGGCGCAAAAUGGUUCGGCAAUGCUUCCAUUCAACAGAUACGGCCAACCCGGCCAGGGCAAUCCAGUAGGAGCUUAUAGUCUGCCACAAUGGUUACCGCAAUACGUCAUGCAACCUGCGAUGCAAUCAAUUGAGGAGCAGUAUGUGCCAAUGCCCCAUUUGCAAUAUAAAGAGGGAGGUGUUGGAGCUCCUGGACGUGGAAUCUCCAUGGUAAUGGGACCAGAUGCCGUUGGAGGUCCGAUGCAAUAUUCAGCUGUUUUACCACAAUUAACAACUCAUGUCUCGGCUCUUCAACUUGGGACUGGCGGAUCGUACAUCAGCCCUCACCCAUUUCAGUACUACCAUCCUGGUAGCACUUCCAUUAUAAUGCCAAUUCAAGAUGCAGAAGCACCAGCCGCAUCGUCCCCGGAAGAAUCUUAUUCAUAUGUUAACCCAAAAUAAAACCUUUUUCUUCUUUAGGUAAGUCGUAUGAAAUGAAACUUAUUACUAAGUUUCUUGAAUAUACUUAAACUUCACAAAUUGAUCAAAUUCUACUCAUUUGACUGAUACAUGACUGUGUUCCUGGAGACAAAAAGCGUGAUUUUUUAGAAACUAAGAAUAUGAAUUAUUUGUGAGGUUUAAAAUGAAGAAGUGAGUAAUUCUUAAGAAAUAAAAAAUAGUCACACAAUGUUUCUGACACAAAAUCAAACAUGGUACCUAAAACAACACAUUCAUGCAACAUAUUUUU